This is a messenger RNA of Magnolia sinica, 1603 nucleotides long. RefSeq lists its product as uncharacterized. The transcript is spliced from 10 exons. Gene Ontology annotation, cellular component: catalytic step 2 spliceosome. Lineage: Eukaryota; Viridiplantae; Streptophyta; Magnoliopsida; Magnoliales; Magnoliaceae. The coding region runs from base 112 to 1362 and encodes 416 amino acids. The record is from RefSeq and is a predicted model, not a curated record.
AAAGGACGAUGGGCAUUUUCGGUAUUUCAGUGGCUGGAGCACUACGAGGAUAAUAGCUAGGGCAAAAUCCCCGGAGAAGAGAGAAGAGAGCGAAGAAAGGCAAAGGGAAGGAUGGGAAGCACAGCGGUGGAGAAAACCGCAGAAGAGCUCCGUAAAGAGAUCGAAGAGCUCCAUAGACAGCAGUGGGAGAUCACAGAACGCCUUCGAGAUCCGAGAGGCAUCCGACGUGCUGGAUUGACUGCCAACGGGCCACGCAACUUUGGCGGUCCCAAUGGAGUCCGUCAACGGGGUCUCAUCAGACCUGCGGAUAGGGCUGACUCCGAGGAUCAGUCUGCACCAAAGCGGCGGCUUUCUUCAGCAGUGGUCAAGGUUGAGGAAGGAGAACUCACGGAGGAUGCGGCUGGAGCAAAAGGUGCGAAGCAACCGGAUUUAACCACAGAAGGAGGACCUGCUGCAAUGGAAGCGACUGAUAGAAGGGCAUUCGAUCUGCAGCAGCGUGGCAGCUUUAGGAGGGAUGGGAAUCAGAGGGAGUUGAGGAUGAUGGACGUCGAAGCUCAACCAAUGGAGCACAUGCCAAGGGUCUUGCCGAAAGAUGAAGAUCCGAGUUUGGUUAAGAGGAACAGAAGAAUGCUGGGACAGCUGUUGGGGACAUUAGAGAAAUUCCGAGAAGAAGACCAGAACUUGUCAACAUCAGAAGCGUAUAUGCGUCGAUCAGAUUCAUUGCGAAGGGCGGAACAAAGGGCACGUGAAGAAAGUGAAAGGUUGCGACAGCAGGAGCGUGAACAAAUUGCUGAAAAGCGGAGGCGUGAUUUGACACUUCGAGCACGUGUUGCCGCCAAGGCAGAAGAAAAGAAGCUGGAGCUGCUGUUUCUUCGGUGGAGUGAGCACCAUAAAAAGCUUUGCAAUUUUCUAAGGACUAAGACAGAACCUCCAAUAUUCUACUUGCCCACCAAACCGUUGGAUGAUGAUGCGACUGUACUUGAGCAGCGGAAAGAACAGGCCUUCCAGGAAUGGAAGGCUGCUCGAAGGGAAGAGCUAUCGCAGUAUCAAAGGCAGAUUGGAGAGCAGUAUAUCACCAAUGUUGAAGCGGAGCUCGAGAAAUGGCAAAACACAAGGAACGCAAGGAAGGCAAACAGCAUGAUGAAUCUACAGGAGACUAUGGAUAAGGAGCUGGAAACCCACAGGUUAGAGCACGGCCCCAAGACACGGAAGAUCCCUGGGGGCAACGAGGAUGAGGAGGAUGUUGAGGACAUUGCUGGUGAAGACGACAUGAUGGACGACAUGCUCGAGGUCGAUGAUAGCAGGAGGGCAGAUGAUGCAGCCAAGCCAGAAGCAGGUAAUACCAGUCCCAACCCUGACUAAGAUGUGUAUUAGAGUGCAGCAGUGAUUAGAACCCUCUCUUAAGUGUUAGUAUCAUUAAGUAUGUUUAAGUAAUGCAUGGUUUUAUUAGAUGCCUUUUAUUGUCUAUCUUGCAUGGUUGGUUCUGUUUCCACCAGUGCCCUCUUUUGUUAUGUUGUGAUUUUCAUGGAUUUUCAAAAGCUGAUCUGCUGCAGUUUGGUCAGGAAUAUAAAGAUGGAUUGAUAAUAUCUGAUGAGUUUCAUCA